This is a messenger RNA of Micropterus dolomieu (smallmouth bass), 2241 nucleotides long. RefSeq names its product general transcription factor IIA, 1-like (gene gtf2a1l). The transcript has 10 exons. Gene Ontology annotation, cellular component: transcription factor TFIIA complex. Lineage: Eukaryota; Metazoa; Chordata; Actinopteri; Centrarchiformes; Centrarchidae. Bases 457 to 1698 code for a protein of 413 amino acids. Gene Ontology annotation, biological process: transcription initiation at RNA polymerase II promoter; transcription by RNA polymerase II. The record is from RefSeq and is a predicted model, not a curated record.
CACCUGUGUGUGCACACGUUCCAUCCAGUUGGUGCGGGCAAAACAAUCUGACUUCAUCACUGUUAACUGUAUGUUUCCAAAGUCCAUUGUUACCGGACCACAGUUACUUUUGCCUUGAAUCAUGCUGACCAACACAGGCCCAGUGGCCUAAUGGGGAGGACUGGCAUCUAUUUUUUUUCCCCACUUCAAGCACUGGUGCUAACGGAGCUCAUGCAAUUGCUUUGUGACGAGCGAACGAGUCCAAGAGUCCAAGACUAAAUGCCAAACUCUACUUGUCCAUAAUUGAUGAUGUGAUUGAGAGCAUGAGGGAGCUGUUCAUGGAUGAAGGGCUUGAAGACAGGGUCCUGGAUGAUUUAAGACAUUUACAGCAAAGUUAGAUCAUCUAGUGAGGAAGUAUGCACCAUACCAGGAAGACAGACUGCUGUGUCUUCUGAUGUGCAGCUUUGGGAGUCAAAGAUGAUGCAGUCAAAAGCAAUGGAAGACUUUAGGAAAAACAAUAUCAACUCAUCCAACUUUGUGCUGCAGCUCCCCGCCAACUACAGUCAGACUAAUCAUGAACUCACAGCCUCAGUUGUGAUCCCUGCAAGUCAGAAUAUUCACCGUUUCCCAAUCAAGAACAACUCAGAGACACUUGCUACUUUUUCUCUCCCUGCUGGGUUAUCUUACCCUGUGCAGAUACCAGCUGGAGUCACUCUACAAACAGCUUCUGGUCAACUUUACAAGGUCAACGUUCCUGUUGUGGUUACUCAGGCCCCAGCAGGUCAGCAACCUGUAUCUCAACCCACACAGAAAGUCACUGAGUGGAGAGAAGCGCCUGGCCCUCAGUCAGCUGCAGUCCCACCAAACACUGUUCAUCCUCAGGAGGUAGAGCCAUCGUCUGUUCCAGCUACUUCUGUCACAAAGCCGCCACAUCCAAACUCCAGUUUACCCCCCGGUCAGCAGAGCAGUCUCCCCCAGAAGCCUCAAGUUCCUGCUGCUGAGACCUUGCAGCUUCAGGGGGCCCAAUUGCCAGAGCUCACGCCGGAAAAGAACGAGCUGAGUCCACAACCUGAACCUGUGAACCUCAGUAUGAAUUCCUCACCCUGCAGUCAGCUAUUAGACUUCCAGAUCAGCACGGAGGAGGCUUUGACUCAGGCGUCAAAGACCAGAGACAUUGACGACAUCCUGAAAGAAGUGAUCGAGGAGGAGAGAGAGAAAGCAGAAAGGGCUAGGAGUCUAGUGCCUGCUAAGACUGACAACCAGUCUGAGGCUGUCCUUGGGCUGGACCUGGAUUAUAGCUACAGCCAGCUGUCAGACAUCGUUCAGCUGGAUGGUCCUGCUGACAACUCUGACAUUGAGGAGGAAGAGGGAGUUCCCCUGGAAGAAAAUGACUUUCUGGGUAUAAUCAAUGCAGAGGCCAUAAAGGCUCUGCAGGAAGGAGAUGGCAGCAGUGACGGCAACAGCAUCUCCUCCAGCAGCGACGGCGAGGGGGCAGAUGAUCUCGUUAAUGCAGAGGAAGAGGAUCCUUUGAAUUCAGGUGAUGACGUGAUUGAGCAGGACAUCCCCGAUCUCUUUGACACUGACAAUGUAAUCGUUUGCCAGUAUGACAAAAUCCACCGCAGUAAGAACCGCUGGAAGUUUCAUUUGAAAGAUGGAGUAAUGUGCUAUGGAGGCAGGGACUAUGUGUUCUCUAAAGCUGUUGGGGAAGCCGAGUGGUAAUGCGCUUUAGAUUUCUUGCAUACAUCAGAUAAUCGUGUUGAAAGAAGGGGGAAAAAAAAGGAUUUGAAAGGGCAAAACAAUCAGUGAAUUUAGACCUGUAAUUUAGCUCACGGAGCAGGCUGUUUAAAACACCACUGUCCAAAAUCACUGAUACUUCUGUUUUAGUUUCUUGCAUCAAGUCAUUUACGAUGCUACCAAUUACUUAGUGUUGCAUUUGAAUCCAAUCUAAGGCAAACAACAUGAAUUUAUGUUGUAUAAUAUUGUGCGGAGAAUAGUUUACUUUAUUAGUGGAGCAAAACAUUAUUUGACCUGGACUGUGUAUUCUUUUGUCGUGAUUAUGUUGCUUUGAAGGUUCGUAAUGUGCUAUUUGAUUUUCAAACAUUGUAAUGUCUUGCCUUUAAUCUUGCUUAAAACACACUGAGGUGCACUGUUGUGCUGCAUUUAAUAAACCUUUUUUUUCUUUCUGUGCAACCCUGUACAAAGCCAGUGUUGCCUUGUUGUCAUAUAAGAAUAAAUCAAACUAUUGAAACCAAACACAUAAAA